Molecule: messenger RNA, 552 nt
Organism: Microthlaspi erraticum
Lineage: Eukaryota; Viridiplantae; Streptophyta; Magnoliopsida; Brassicales; Brassicaceae
Source: the annotation of a GenBank genome assembly
AUGAAGGAAAACACGCGAAACCCUCUUCAUCUCAAGUCGUUGAAUCACAUAUCUCUUGUAUGUCGAUCCGUCGAGGAAUCCAUGAACUUUUAUCAGAACGUUUUAGGGUUUCUCCCGAUCCGGAGACCUUGCUCUUUUGAUUUUGAUGGCGCUUGGUUGUUUGGUCAUGGGAUUGGGAUUCAUCUUCUGCAGUCUCCAGAACCAGAGAAAUUACUCAAGAAAACAGAGAUUAAUCCCAAGGAUAAUCACAUUUCUUUCCAGUGCGAGAGCAUGGAAGCGGUGGAGAAGAAGCUAAAGGAAAUGGAGAUGGAGCAUGUGAGAGCAGUAGUGGAAGAAGGAGGGAUCCAAGUGGACCAGCUCUUCUUCCACGACCCUGACGGUUUCAUGAUCGAGAUCUGCAACUGCGACAGCCUCCCUGUGGUCCCUCUUCUUGCUGGUGAGAUGGCUCGCUCCUGCUCUCGUCUCAAUCUCCACCAACCAGCUGCUCCAUCCUCCUCUGAUCCUUCCUUAGUUAAUCGGUUACCUGUCUUGUCCUCAUCUCCUUAUAACUAG